Cololabis saira (Pacific saury) is the source of this 5252-nucleotide messenger RNA. RefSeq names its product zinc finger and BTB domain containing 33 (gene zbtb33). NCBI's taxonomy places the organism in Eukaryota, Metazoa, Chordata, Actinopteri, Beloniformes, Belonidae. Gene Ontology annotation, biological process: regulation of transcription by RNA polymerase II. The record is from RefSeq and is a predicted model, not a curated record. The transcript has 2 exons. Gene Ontology annotation, molecular function: protein binding; RNA polymerase II cis-regulatory region sequence-specific DNA binding; DNA-binding transcription factor activity, RNA polymerase II-specific. Bases 131 to 1996 code for a protein of 621 amino acids.
GGGGGCUGAUCUGCACGGGAGACAGAGUUGAACGCAACCCCUGCCCGUUGUCUGCAGCCGGCCAAGUUCAUUAACUCUCCAGGUGGCAGCGGUCUGGCGUAGCCUUGGUUCACGCAUCAAGGUUGCAGACAUGCCGAAUCUAAAGCUGAUAACUGCGACGGACACACAGUAUCCAGCAGUGGUCUUGAAGUCCUUGAAUGAGCAACGAAAUCAUGGAUUAUUUUGUGAUAUCACCAUUAUCAUACAGGACAAGAAAUUCAGAGCUCAUAGAACAAUCCUCUCUGCUUCAAGUUCAUAUUUUCACAAGCUUUUCAGUGUUGCUGGACAAGUGGUUGAGUUGAACUUCAUGAAGCCAGAGAUAUUUGAGCAGAUUCUCAACUAUAUUUACAGCUCCAAGAUUAUUCGUGUUCGUUCUGACAUGCUUGAGGAGCUUAUACAUGCUGGAAAGAUACUAGGAGUGAAGUUCAUCGCAAAUUUGGGCUCACCGUUAUCACAAGUUAAAGGUCUUCCUGGUUUGUCUAAGGACACUGAAAGCAAGAGUGACAUUUCCACAGAGAUUAUGCCAAUGAUCACAGAGUCCUUCUCCAUUUCUGCAGAGGAAUUCAAUCAAGCAAACAAGCCUGCAGACGAUGAGGAGGACUCAGACAGUGAUGUUGAGUUUGUGUCUCACACAGCCAGUCAGAAAGUGAGCAAUUCUGAGGUCAUUGAUUUGGACAAAUCGGAUUCAGAAAGUGCUCCAUCAAAACAAAAUGUGGAAACAAAUCAUGCAGAUGCAACUCACAGAGAGAAAGCCACAACUCCUGUAAGAAUGUGUGCUGCAGAUCCUCCCAGCAUUGGUUGUCCUAGCCCCACUGUACCAGUCAACAGCCCUCUUCGCAGUCCUGAUAGCAGCUCCAACAACUCCUCUUCCCCUCUCAGAGUCUCCGCAGGAAGUCUUCCCAUAACACCGGUCCGAUCAAGGGGCUUCACCUCUGAGCCAUCAAGUUCCUCUCAGUCCACAGAAAAUAGUGACAGGAUGGGAGUCCAUCAGAAGCACAUCUCUACUUCUACUCAGCAAGGGGAUUUUAAAAUAAGGCUCAUGGAUGUGUCUGAAAUAUCAGCUAUUCAACCCAACAUUCCCACACCAACUACAGCUUCAAAAAAGACGGUGACACUCGAUACAGCCUCAGAAAUUGAUUCUAUUUCGUCAGGCUGUAAAGUGUAUGCCAAUAUUGGAGAAAAUACUUAUGACAUUGUCCCAGAAAAGGAAGAUCCAGGUGAAGGAGGCUCUAAAACCAACAAAGGGAGAAGAUCUUUGAUGGCAACACCCUUGAAGACCUUUGAUGAAGCACCUUUAUCGCCAAAGGCAGGACCAAACAGGAAGAAGGCCAAAACAGAGCUUGAGGAUCACUAUGAGCUGAUCAUGGAUGGAAAGACUUUUUACGUGUGCAUUGUAUGUAAGCGCCCUUAUGUCUGUCUGCCAAGUCUCCGUCGUCACUUCAACACUCAUUCGUGGGAAAAGAAGUACCCGUGCCGCCACUGCAACAAGGUCUUCGCCCUGGCUGAAUACAGAACUAAACAUGAAAUCUUCCACACAGGAGAAAGACGCUACCAGUGCUUGUUGUGCAAUAAAAUGUUCAUAAACUACCAGUUGCUCUCCAGUCACUGCAAGCAAGUCCACAAUCAAGAUCCCAGUGGGCGGAAGGAAAAGGAUGAUGGUGAAAACAACCUGUACCGCCUGCUGCCAUGCAAAACAGUACCGAUGAAGUCCUACUCCUGGGUUACCGAGGAUCCUGGUGUCCCCAUCAUAAACGAAGAUGGCAGCUUGCAUCACAUAACAACAGGGGGCGGACCUGUCCUGUCUUCCAACCAAGGCAAGAUGUUGAACUGGGACGACAUCUUCGCCGACCCUAACACUCACAUGCCACCAGACACUCGUGAGCAUCCAGGCUCAACCAUAAACUCUCCUCCACAGGGACCCACAGAGUUUGAAUUUAUUACACCAGAGAGGUACUGAGAAACAAUUGGUGAUGCUCAUUCCUUGUGCCUUUCAGAGGCUCCUUCCAUCUUUUUCUUAUAGGUUUGUUGUCAUUUUCUGUAUUUCUUGAUGGUUUUAGCGUAAGGUACGGUUUCAUUUGCAUUUCAGUUCAAUUAAAUGUAGUCGUGUACAUUUCUUCAGAUAAGAACAGUCAGGUCAGUUUAGUUAAAACUGUUCAACAAAGCUAAACUGAAAAUCUGAACGCAGAGCAGGAAGUGACUGCUUCAGAUUUCCAGUGCUUUUAAUAGAAGUUUUAGAAAGAUGGAGAAAAUAGUUGUAUGUUGGAAGUGUAAUGCAACCGUAUCUUUGCUUCAGUCAUGUUUCUCUGCUGUUGUAAUAGCCUUGAUUGUAUAAUUAGUAUAAAUUAUUAAGGAUUUAGCAAAAAAAGACCAACACAGAAGUGAAAUCUGAACCAUUUUGGCUCAAAUGAAAUUUAAGAAAUGGUGCACAGAUAAAGGGGUUCUUCAGCACUAAAGAGUUGGAGACAAAAUUUCAUGUAGCAAUCAAAGUCAGCACCAGAAAUAUUCCCACUUUACUUGCUGCGAAGGGUCUCCAGCAUGAACUUCAGGACCAACCUAAGGUUUCAGAUAAAAAUGAAUUAAAAAAUGUUUAAAAAAAAUCAGAGUCAAGGCAGCAUAUCUAAAAUGUGACAUUUGAGUGAAUCUCUUUUGUAUUUAAUAUUUAGGCCAUGUUGCCUGAAACAAACAUGGGCUGUGAGUAACCAACUGAGACUCAGUCCAAAAAAUGGAAACAGGGUUACACAUUCAAGAGCAGAUGACACUGUCUUAAUGGUAACGACAUAUAUAAUCUUGUGGUCUUAAGAAAUAGGAUUUAAAUAUGUUGUUAAAUAAGGAUGUUAAAAUGUUCAGUCAAUUAUGAACAAAAUCCUGUAUCGCGGGUUUUGGGUAUCAGGUGUUCAUUCUGUCAGUAAGUGCUUUUCUGAACUGAUACUUCUUUUAAUCUUAAUUAUGUUCAAAAGACUAUUAUAUGUUCUAAAUAUAUUUUUUACAUUAUGUGCUUGUUGCCACAUCUGAGUCCUAUGUCAGGGAUGGUGUACAGGUAUUAAGUGGCUUGAAAAACACUUGUGGCUUCUUUUCCUAAGUUAAUUAAAAACCUACAGUACAGAAGAUAAAACAAAGUUUGAAUACAGAUUUUCUGGCAGGAAUAACAUCAAUAAGUGUUAGUAGUGUCUACAUGCAGCCUUGCAUUUUGGUCUUUUUUUUUUACUUCAUCCCCCCUUUGUUUGUUUUAUGUCCUGUCAAAUGUGAAAGAUGGAUUAGUGCAAGUGAAAGUAGAAUAUUAACAUUGGAUUCCAGUCUGUCUUGUCACCAAAUUAAAUUAUGAAGGUUUUGUUUUACAAUAAAAAUUUUAACAAUUGUAUGUGAUGGACUGAUAUCCCACAGACACGCCCGUUUUACUUUUUAUAUUGUAGAUAUACUUAUGAAUCUUUACAAGCAAAUGAAAAAGUUUACAUAAAAACAUUCAUUUUGUGUUUGAGGGUUCUGUGGGACCAAAAAACUGUUCAUGUUUUUCCUCUUCUUAGGCUGAAGAUUUCUCUUUUCUGUGCCCAGCUUCCAAACUUUACAUUCUCUCUUUCUUUAAACAGUCAUCUCUUUACAAAAGUACUUGGUGAAAAAGUAUGAACCAAAAAUAACAGACAUAGAUUAAUACAUACAGUACAUUGGCAUUUUCAGUUGUGUUUUUUACUAACUAAAUGUAAUGCAUAUCACCAGGCAUCUUUACAGUGUCUACCAAAUUUAAUAACAAUCCAACAAGCAUAUCAAUCAAGAGCCAAAAAAUAAGAUUGACAGUGUGAAGCUCGGAAAGUUCGCUGAGCUUCAUCCUCAGGAAACCAUGACUGGAGCAUUUACUGCAAACAAACUGCAGGCACAUGGUAACCUUUGGUGAAAUAAGACAUGCUGUGUGAAUUACACAAAACAGUAUUUAAUGGCAAGACAAAAGGAGAAGCUGACACGUUAACAGCUCAAGAAAAUGAGUGGUUGAAAUUAAAAAAAGCAGUGAUUAAAGCCGAGUUUACAUGGACAUAGACAAAGGUUGAAAACCUCCCUCAUUUUCUUUGCUCUGGAGCGAACGGUGGCUCUUUCACAUUUCCAGGUCUGUAACCUCAUAUCAGUGGAUCCAGCACUGACUGUUCACGUUCAGCCUUCGUUCAUCUGAAUUUCCAGCACAGACAACAACAUAGUUCAUCUCUUAGAAGUGGUAAUACUACUUACGACUCAAGAGAUACUGUACAUGUGCAUACCUGCUUUGGAGCUUUCAGUGGAAAUACAAUAAAUAGGGUUGAGUGUUAUUAACUGUACAUCCUCAGCGACUACUGUCGAUACAACAGCUUAUUUCUUGAUUAAUACAGCUCUGCUUGUCACACACUGAGAUGAUAAAUAGAUAUCAUGAUCUGUUUGUAUACCUUAGACCUAACUGUGCUAACUGCAUAUCAUACUGCCAUACAUACAUUAUAAGCAUGUUAUACCUGUAUUAGUACGAGUGUUUCCUUUGCUAAUGCCCUGUGACAUUAUCAGAUGACAAACAACCGACUGGGUUUACAGCUCUAAUGUUUUGAAUUUUCAGGCUAGUUCACUGGUGGGAACGGCACCAAACUUUAAUCUGUAUCUGUCGGCAGUUUGAGGGAGGAGGCAAUCAUAACAUCCACUGACGUGAUACGAAUGUAAAGUUUAAGCUGGAGGAGAGUUUAUAUACAGAAUAAGUCAAGUGACAGAGUGCUGCAGUGUUGGAAGUCCAUAUGCAUUAAGGCAGACAGAUGUGUAAACAGUCCUGACACUGAUCAGGUCGUCUCUCUUUUAUGUGUAUGUGCACACACAUACACGGUGGAGGCCGGGGUGUGAGUGGUGCCCAGGGAACACUCUGCCUUAAGCUUGGCUAUGUCAAUGCGCUCUGUGCCAUCCUCUUUUUCUUCACCGGCUUUUCCUCCACAUAUUUUUUUCUGGAAAAUCGUGAAGAAAAGCCCAGAGGAACUGAGCAAACUGCUCGCUCAGAACCUCACACAGCCUGAUGUGUGCUCAGGCGUUCUUCCCUUGCUGUCGGCCGUCUCAUGGGCUGUACGGUGGGGGCUUCUCGUCGGGGUGGUCGUGAGGAGGGGAGUAGCGAGGAGGGAUCAUCGUGGGCCACAGGUGACUUGCUCCAGACUGGGAAUCAUCAGAUAGGCCUGAGGAGUCAGGGAACAUGUAGGAACCCUGCAGGAAAAGCCAAACGUUAAGAU